Molecule: messenger RNA, 7155 nt
Organism: Colletotrichum chrysophilum
Lineage: Eukaryota; Fungi; Ascomycota; Sordariomycetes; Glomerellales; Glomerellaceae
Exons: 8
Coding region: 1-7155 (2384 amino acids)
Biological process (GO): fungal-type cell wall (1->3)-alpha-glucan biosynthetic process
Cellular component (GO): fungal-type cell wall
Molecular function (GO): alpha-1,3-glucan synthase activity
Source: RefSeq, a predicted model, not a curated record
AUGUGGUUUGGGAGUUCGCUCCUAUUACUGGGUUGCUUAACCCAUAAUGUUAAUGGCUACAAGUACGACCCGGACUAUGUCGACUUCAACCUCAACACAAAUAAGGAUGCGCAAGAUCCUAUACAAUAUGACGGAAAAUGGGAGAACCACGACUUCCACCCGUCACCAGACAACUGGCGGUUUCCCUUUUACACUAUCAUGCUCGACCGCUUCGUAAAUGGCGACCCAGCAAACGAUAACGCAAACGGAACCGUCCUCGAGCAGGAUAUCACGGGCACGCAGCUGCGAUUUGGUGGUGACAUCGCCGGUUUGGUGGACACGCUGGAUUACCUCCAGGGAAUGGGCAUCGAGGGAUUGUAUUUCGGAGGAUCUAUGCUCAUCAACGCGCCCUGGAACUACGAUAACUACUCUCCUUUGGACCACACCCUUCUGGAUUUCCACUUUGGCAACAUCACGAUAUGGAGAACCGCGAUCGAGGAAAUCCACAAGCGUGGAAUGUACAUCGUCUUCGACAACACGGUCGCGACACUGGGUGACUUGAUCGGUUAUAAGGAAUACCUCAACUCCACGGCGCCGUUCGAGCCCCACGAGAUGGAGGCCAUCUACAAGACCGACCGACACUACUUGGACUGGACUUUCCCGACCGGAUACAACAAGACUUGCGAAAACUUCCCGAGACUGUACUAUGAGUCCGGUUACGAGGUCGGCGAGGAGGUUUACGGCAUGUUCGAGGGCUGCUACGAUGGUGACUUCGACCAGUUCGGUGACACAGAGGCUUUCGGCGUUUACCCGGAUUACCGUCGUCAGUUGACCAAAUUCGCUUCCGUCCAGGACAGAUUGAGAGAAUGGGUCCCCGCCGUCAACCAGAAGCUCGGUCACUUCUCCUGCAUGCUGAUCAAGAUGUUGGACAUUGAUGGCUUCAGAUACGACAAGGCGCUGCAAGUUACGGUCGAUGCCCAGGGUGAAUUCUCCAAGAUGAUGCGUGACUGCGCCAGCGACCUUGGCAAGAAGAACUUCUUCCUUCCUGGUGAGAUUACAGGUGGUAACACCAUGGGUUCCAUCUACAUCGGUCGCGGACGCCACCCGGAGCAGUGGUUCAAGGACAUCAACACCGCCUACAGCACGAACGAAACCGUCGCAGAGGACCAGGACAUCUUCAUCCGCGACAAGGGCCACCAGGCCUUGGAUUCGGCCGCCUUCCACUACUCCUUCUACCGUUUCCUGGUCAUCUUCAUGGGUAUGGACGGUACUGGUGUCGCCGGAUACGAUGUGCCCAGUAACUUCGUCGAGGCCUGGAACGAGGUCCUCCGAGCCAACGAUCUGAUCAACGCCAACACUGGCGAAGUCGACCCCCGUCACAUGUACGGCGCCAUGAACCAGGAUACCUUCCGCUGGCCCGCCAUCGAACUCGGCCACGAGCGCAGUCUGAUGGGUCUUUUCGUCACGACGCUUCACCUGCCCGGAAUUCCCAUGCUCACCUGGGGCGAGGAACAGGGCUACUACGUGCUCGACAACACCGCGCAGAACUACAUGUUCGGUCGUCAACCUCUGUCUUCCGCCCCCGCCUGGCAGCAGCACGGAUGCUACUCCAUGCCUGCUACCCUCUACUUCCAGAUGCCUCUUUCGAACGCGCGCGAGGGCUGCCGCGAUGACACCGUUUCUUGGGAUCACCGCGAUCCCGCUCACCCCAUGAGACUCGUCCUCAAGCACAUGUACACCAUGAGAAAGGAGUACCCUGUUCUUCAGGACGGCAUGUGGCUGGUUCAGCUGUCAAACCACACCGAGGAGCUCUUCUACCCCGGUAACUCCGGAAUGGCCACUGUGACCGGUCUUUUCAGCGUCAUGCGCUACCAGCUCGGUGUCCAAGACAUGGGUGAAGACCUCGUCCCCGUCUGGUUCCUGUACAACAACUGGAACGUCACCAAGUCGUGGACCUUCGACUGCACCAACGAGGAUGAGGCUCUGAUCUCUCCCUUCGAGGAUGGAACCACCGUCAAGAACCUGUUCUUCCCCCACGACGAGAUCAAGCUCGAGGCCUCCCCCAAGAAGCUCGGCUACGCCGGCAACACGGGCUUCAACGGCUGCACCAAGAACAUCACCAUGGCUCCCUUCGAGUUCCGCGCCUACGUCCCGAAGGCCGACUUCAAGAACCCCCCCGUCAUGCUCACCAAGUUCAGCCCCGGCCACGACUACCGCAUCCUGGCCAACGACACCAGCAGCACCGUUCCCAUCGAGUUCCAGUCCAACGCCGAGCUGGACUGCGAGAAGUUCAAGGGCUUUGUCACCUUCAGGGCCCACACCGACGACAACAGCGUUCCCUCUAUUGACGAGAGCUCCAUCAAGUGCUCCAACAUUUCCGAGCGCCCGCAAGAGUGGACCGGUGUUUUGCCCUCUGUUUGGUCGUGGAAGGCCAACCUCAUCAACGUCAAGCACGGUGUCCACGAGGUGACUGUCUCCAAUGCCACCACCGCUACUGGAAACUCGACCACCGGCGCAACUGAUCACUUCUUCUUCCGCAUCGGCGCGGCCGAGAACCCGAUCGUGUUCCCCGCGACCGCCAACUACUCCACUACGCUGCUCUCCCAGGACGACGACGGCACCCUCAGAAUCAAGCACAGCGCCGCCGGUGCCUCCAAGUUCCGCUACUCGACCAACUUCGAGUCCUCCUGGAGCGACUGGGUCAACUACGAGACCGAGACAAAGGUUGUGAAGCAGGAGUGGAACGGAACCAAGGAGCAAGAGUGGGACGGAGAGCACAUCAUCGUCCAGUACUGGUCCCAGAUCCUCGGAACUAGCGCCUACAAGGUCCAUGCUGAUCUCGACUACGACAUCCCCCGCCGCAUCCCGCACAUGUUCGCCGUCGGCAAGUUCAACCAGUUCGGUUACGACAGCGGUCUGACCAAGUCCCUGUCGCACAAGGCGGAGUCGCUUUGGCAGUGGCACUACAUGGACGAGUGGCCCAACUACUUCAAGUUCAGCAUCUGGGGCAUGAACCCUGACAAGAUGCCCGAUCAGUCGUUCGUCUACGGUGACGUCGACGGCGACAGCGUCGUUGAGCGCCUGCCUCCCUCCUCGCUGUUCGAGAACGCCGUCAACAUCACUUCCGCGCCGCCUAAGCCGUACCUCGCGUACAAGGUCAUCCUCAACGACGCCACGCUGCAGUACCAGCUCAUCCCUGUUGGCAGCAUGUGGGUGCAGUUCUUCCUGUGGCUGUUCCUCUUCAUCCUCCCCAUCGUCGGUGGUCUCGCCGCCGUCCAGGCCUUCAAGCGUUCUUUCUACCAGGUCAAGUUCAACGAGACCGGUGUUGGUGCCCAGUCAAAGUUUGGCCAGAUUGUCGAGAAGACCCGCAACGUUUUCAUCGGCGCCGCUGGUGCCAUCCCUCUCAAGAUGAACAGCUCGACCGACCUCGUUUCUGCCGCUGCGGCUGCCACCACUGCCAACAAGCGCCGCAGGGUGCUGAUUGCCACCAUGGAGUACAACAUCGAUGACUGGAACAUCAAGAUCAAAAUUGGUGGUCUGGGUGUCAUGGCCCAGUUGAUGGGUAAGGCGCUCAAGCACCAGGACCUCGUUUGGGUCGUUCCCUGCGUCGGUGAUGUCGAGUAUCCCGAGGACCAGCCCGCUCCCAGCAUGUUCGUCAAGAUUAUGGACCAGAUGUACGAGAUCAAGGUUCAGUACCACAUUGUCGAUAACAUCACCUAUGUUCUGCUGGACGCUCCUGUUUUCCGCAAGCAGACCAAGUCUGAGCCCUACCCCCCUCGCAUGGACGAUUUGGAGUCUGCCAUCUACUACUCUGCAUGGAACCAAUGUAUUGCCGAGGCAACCAACCGUUUCCCCAUCGAUCUUUACCACAUUAACGAUUACCACGGAACCAUCGCACCGCUCUACCUGCUCCCCAAGACUAUCCCCGUUGCUGUGUCCCUCCACAAUGCCGAGUUCCAGGGUCUCUGGCCCAUGCGCACACCCGAGGAGAGCAAGGAGGUUUCUAAGGCGUACAACUUGGAUCUUGAGAUCAUCAAGAAGUACGUCCAGUACGGUUCAGUUUUCAACCUUCUCCACGCUUCCGCCAGUUACCUCCGCAUCCACCAGAACGGCUUCGGCGCUGUCGGUGUCUCCAAGAAGUACGGUGACCGUUCGUUCGCCCGUUACCCUAUCUUCUGGGGUCUCUCCAAGAUCGGCCAGCUGCCCAACCCCGACCCUACGGAUACCGCCGACUGGGACAAGGAGGAUUUCAUGAAGCAGAAGAAGCCCGAGGUCGACCCCGCGUGGGAAGCCAGCCGUGGUGACCUCCGUAGACAGGCUCAGGAAUGGGCCGGUCUGAAGGUCGACCCUGAAGCCGAGCUUUUCGUUUUCGUCGGUCGUUGGUCUCUGCAAAAGGGCGUUGAUCUUAUUGCUGACGUGUUCCCCUCUGUCCUCGAAACCAACCCCAAGGUUCAACUGAUUACUAUCGGUCCCGUUAUUGAUCUCUACGGCAAGUUCGCCGCCUUGAAGUUGAGCAAGCUCAUGGAACUUUACCCCGGACGUGUCUUCUCCAAGCCUGAGUUUACUGCUCUCCCGCCCUACAUCUUCAGUGGUGCCGAGUUCGCCUUGAUCCCCUCUAGAGAUGAGCCUUUCGGUUUGGUCGCUGUUGAAUUCGGAAGAAAGGGAGCCCUGGGUGUCGGUGCCCGUGUCGGUGGUCUCGGUCAAAUGCCCGGAUGGUGGUUCACGGUCGAAUCGACCAAGGCUGCCCAUCUUACCAAGCAGUUCAGACACGCCAUCCAGUCUGCUCUCAAGGCCGAUACCAAAACUCGUGCCGAGAUGCGUGCCUACUCCGCAAAGCAACGUUUCCCUGUCGCCGAGUGGCUCGAGAAGCUCGAAAAGCUCCAGGCUGGCUGCAUCAAGUCUCACGCCAAGUACGGUAAGAAGGGUCUCGGCAAGGGUAACGUCCUCGUCAAGCGCAGCCGCGCCAGCUCCAACGUCGGCCUCCGCGAGGAGGUCGAGCUCGUCGACCGCUCCCCCGCCUGGAUGAGACAAGUCUCCGACUACGACGAUGAUGCCACCACUCUCAACACCGGACGCAACACCCCCGCUGGCAUGCAGACUCCUCACGGUUACUACUCUAGCACCCCCGGAUCGCCCAUCAUCUCGCCUUCUCCCGCAUAUGUCGACUCUCCCGGUGGCUCUCGCGCUGCUUCACCUGGCCCUCACAGCCGCAACAUCUCUGGCAACGAGCUUACUCACUCUCGCAACUACUCUGGUUUCUCCACUCACGAUGUCAACAACCACAGCCGCAACGUCUCCGGUUUCUCCAUGGCUGACACGCUUCCUCUGCCUCCCCCAGGCGGUGCUCUGGGUAUCCACGACAACUCUUCCCGUGCUUCCAUGCUUAGUGUUGAGGACGUCGUCGGUGACCGCCAUGACUACAAGCUCCAACAGGUCGACCCCUUCUUCACCGACCAAAAGGGCGAGUUCUACCAGGAAUUCGAGGAGAGACUCAAGAACCUCAACGCGCAAAACUCCAUUUCUGAUCUCUGUAUCGAGGACUACCUGAUGAAGAGUGAAAAGGAGUGGUUCGACAUGUACCUCGACGCCAGGCUGGGUCGUCCUUCGCGCCCCUCGUCUCCCUCCGGCUCCGGACGACGAUCCAUGUCUAGAACCCGCUCCCCGUCCAGAUCCCCUCUCGGCAUGCUCAAGAACCUGUCCAGCUCCAAGCUUAGCUUGCCCAUGGAGCGCGGCCGCGCUGCCAGACGUUCCAACCUGAUGAACAGCACCAACGCAGAUGGCUACGGUGACCAGACUCCUCCCGAUUCCCCCGGCUAUGACCGCGCCCAGUUCGCCCUUCCCGACGACUACGUUCCCCCUACUGGUGUCAAGAAGUACCUCCAGUACAAGGUCGGCGAUUGGCCCGUCUACGCGAUGCUUCUGGCCCUCAACCAGGUCAUCGCCACCAACUCCUACCAGGUCACCCUUCUCACUGGCGAGGUCGGCCAGACGGCUUCCAAGCUCUACGUCAUCGCCUCCAUCUACCUUUUUGGCUCUCUCGUUUGGUACACGCUUUCCCGCACUGUUCCUCUUCUGUACCCGCUCUCGGUGCCUUAUAUCGUCUACGGUAUCGCCUUCCUGAUCCUCGGCUGCUCCCCCUUCGCCGCGGACAACAACACACAGGUCUGGCUCCAGAACGCCGCCACCGGCAUCUACGCCUUUGCCUCCGCCUCCGGAUCUCUCGCGUUCGCCUUCAACUUCGGUACCGACGGUGGCUCUACCGUCCCCAAGUGGAUCCAGCGUCUUGCCAUCAUCCAGGGCUUGACCCAGCUGUACACUCUCGGUCUCUGGGCAUGGGGUUCUCUCGUCUCCGACGCCGAGGCCAACUCUCAGCCCAAGCCCACUCUCGCCGGCUCUCCCGCCCUCCUCGGCAUCUGUCUCCCCGUGUGCCUGCUCCUGUGGGCCAUCGGCGUGCUCCUCUACCUCGGUCUACCCGAUUUCUACCGCGAGUCCCCGGGUCCCGUGCCCAAGUUGUGGGCGUCCCUCGUCAGGCGUAAGACCAUCGCCUGGUACCUCCUCGCCGUCGCCAUCCAGAACUACUUCCUUUCCCCGCUCUUCGGCCGCAACUGGUUCUUCCUCUUCUCGUCCCAGCACGUGCCCGUCUGGAGCAUGGUCAUCCUCGCCCUCUUCUUCUUCAUCUUCGUCUGGGCCUUCGUCCUCUGGGGCCUGGCCAAGGCCAGUGCCAGCCAUCCCUGGCUGUUCCCCAUGUUCGCCGUCGGUCUCGGUGCUCCCCGCUGGGCCCAGAUCUGGUGGGGUACCUCCCGCAUCGGCGUCUGGAUGCCUUGGGCCGGCGGCGCCGUCGCAGGUGCCGUCCUCAGCCGUAUCCUCUGGCUCUGGCUCGGUGUCCUCGACGGUCUCCAGGGCGCGGGUAUCGGUAUGAUUCUCAUGCUGACGCUCACCCGUGUCCACGUCGCGGCCGCCUGUGCCGCGGCGCAGGUCGUCGGAUCAAUCUUCACCAUGCUCGCGCGUGCGACGGCGCCCAACAACGUCGGUCCCGGGCCCGUAUUCCCCGACGUCAGCGAGGGUGUCGGCGUGGCGCUUGCGAGCGCGUGGUUCUGGGUGGUUCUGUUGUUGAACCUGUUUAUCUGCAUUGGUUACUUCAAGUUCUUUAGAAAGGAACAGGUUAGCAAGCCUUAA